AUGGCUGGCAACGCACCGAAACCAAGAACCAUAGCCGUCUUAGGUUCUCGUGCUGUAGGUAAAUCCUCGUUGACAAUUCAAUUCGUGGAAAACCAUUUUGUUGAUUCUUAUUACCCUACUAUCGAGAAUACUUUUAACAAAGUUAUAAGAUACAGAGGGCAAGAGAUCGCUGCAGAGAUCAUUGAUACUGCAGGUCAGGAUGAACAUUCGAUCUUGAAUUCUACACAUGCUAUCGGAAUACAUGGCUAUAUUUUACCAUCUGUUCCAAUUGUUCUUGUCGGUAAAGAUUUGGCUUUACAAUGGCAUUGCGCAUGGACCGAAGCGUCUGCAAAACAUAAUGAGAAUAUAACUCGAAUUUUUGAACUCAUGAUAAGCGAAAUUGAAAAGAAUCUCAAUCCAAAUGGCGAUGAACAGAGUUCUUGUGUUGUCGUUUGA
Messenger RNA from Scutellospora calospora, 435 nucleotides. The record is from the annotation of a GenBank genome assembly. NCBI's taxonomy places the organism in Eukaryota, Fungi, Glomeromycota, Glomeromycetes, Diversisporales, Gigasporaceae.